AAAAGGAAAAAGAAAAGAAAAAAAAACAUUCUAUCAUGAUUCGAGUUCCGAAAAUUUUUGCUUUAGUUCCAAAAAGCCUUCGAAAAAUAGUCGAUUUAAAUGUGAGAUGUCUUGCAACACAAGGAAGUAAAGAAUCCCAAUCGUUUACAAUGAAUAUGUUUCGAGGACAAUUGCAAACGAACCAAGUCUUUCCUUAUCCAAAGCCUUUGAAUGAAGAGCAGGAAGAAAUUUUAAACAUGCUAGUUGAUCCAAUGGAAACAUUUUUUAAGGAAGUUAAUAAUCCAUUUAAAAAUGAUGAAAAUGCUUCAAUCGAUAAAGAUACGUUAAAAUCUCUUUGGGAUCUUGGUGCAUUUGGUAUUCAGGUCCCUCAAGACCUUGGUGGUCUUGGUCUUAAUAAUACUCAAUAUGCAAGAUUAGUUGAAAUUGUUGGCUAUAAUGAUUUAGGAGUAGGUAUCACAUUGGGUGCUCAUCAAAGUAUUGGUUUCAAGGGAAUACUUCUAUUUGGAACGCCAGAACAAAAGAAAAAGUAUUUACCUAGAGUUACUAGUGGUAGUGUUGCUGCUUUUUGUCUCACCGAACCUAGUUGUGGGUCAGAUGCUGGUGCAGUUCGCUCUAAAGCUAUAAAAUCUACCGACGGUUCACAUUAUAUUCUCAAUGGUAGUAAAAUUUGGAUUUCAAAUGGAGGAUUGGCUGAAAUCAUGACAGUUUUUGCACAAGUGCCAAUAAAAGAUCCAAUAACUGGGGAAACUAAAGACAAAGUAACUGCAUUCAUUGUUGAAAGAGCAUUUGGUGGAGUGACUAACGGACCGCCAGAAAAUAAAAUGGGAAUAAAAUGCAGUAAUACGACAGAAGUAUAUUAUGAAGAUGUUAAAAUUCCAGCUGAAAAUCUAUUAGGAGGGGAAGGACAAGGGUUUAAAGUUGCAAUGCAAAUUUUAAAUAAUGGACGAUUUGGUAUGGGAGCUGCUCUGUCUGGAACAAUGCAAAGUUGUAUAAAAAAAGCUACUGAACAUGCUGUACAGCGAGUACAAUUUGGCCGUACAAUAAAUAAUUAUGGAACGAUACAAGAAAAACUUGCUCGUAUGUCAAUGUUACAAUACAUCACACAAUCCGUAGCAUAUAUGGUUUCUGGUAAUAUGGAUACAGGUAGUCAAGACUAUCAUUUAGAAGCUGCUAUUUCAAAGGUAUUCGCAUCAGAAUCUGCUUGGUGGGUAUGCGAUGAAGCAAUUCAAAUUCUUGGUGGAAUGGGAUUCAUGAAAGCGACUGGGCUUGAAAGAGUAUUACGUGAUCUUAGAAUUUUCAGAAUUUUUGAGGGGACCAAUGACAUUCUUAGACUUUUUAUUGCAUUAACUGGCAUUCAGUAUGCAGGAAGUCAUUUAAAAGAAUUACAAAAGGCUUUCAAAAAUCCUACAGCUAAUUUAGGUUUAAUAGCUGAAGAAGUAUCAAGAAGAGCAACACGAGUCAUUGGCUUGAAUUCACCAAGCAUAGCACAUUUGGUUCAUCCAAGCCUUGCGGACUCUGCUGAUCUAUGUGUUAAAAGUGUUGAAUCUUUUGGUUCGGUAAUUGAAUCAAUUCUUGUUAAGUAUGGAAAAGGAAUUGUGGACGAGCAAUUUAUUCUCAAUAGGCUUGCACAAGCUGCAAUCGAUACAUACACAAUGGCUGCUGUCUUAAGUAGAGCAAGCGCAUCUCUUACUAACAAUGUUUCAAGCGCUGAACAUGAACUUCUAAUGGCUCAAGUGUGGUGUACAGAGGCUUCUAGUCGUGUGGCUGAAAAUUUGAAAGCUGUUGGUACUACCAAGAAUUUGGAUGUGUACACAAAAUUAAGUAAAAUAUCCCGAAAUAUUUGUGACGUAGGAGGAGUCGUUCAAAAAAAUCCUCUCGGUUUUUAAUGUUAAAUUAAAUUUUUUUUCUCAAUUUUUACAAUACUGUAAUAUUAAAAUAUGUAUUUUAAGAACUAGUUAAAUGAUAUUGCAGUAUUGGCAACUUAAGAAGUAAACCAUAAUUGUGAUAUGAUUACUUUAAUCAAACUGUAA
Molecule: messenger RNA, 2030 nt
Organism: Ceratosolen solmsi marchali
Lineage: Eukaryota; Metazoa; Arthropoda; Insecta; Hymenoptera; Agaonidae
Gene: Acadvl
Product: Acyl-CoA dehydrogenase very long chain
Exons: 8
Coding region: 36-1886 (616 amino acids)
Molecular function (GO): very-long-chain fatty acyl-CoA dehydrogenase activity; fatty-acyl-CoA binding; flavin adenine dinucleotide binding
Source: RefSeq, a predicted model, not a curated record